Molecule: messenger RNA, 1242 nt
Organism: Volvox carteri f. nagariensis
Lineage: Eukaryota; Viridiplantae; Chlorophyta; Chlorophyceae; Chlamydomonadales; Volvocaceae
Exons: 4
Coding region: 1-1242 (413 amino acids)
Source: RefSeq, a predicted model, not a curated record
AUGUUAUUUGUUUCUACAAAACCGCUUUCAUCUGUAAAAACAAUAACUUUUCCUUCUUCCUUAUACUUCUUUAUUUUAUCCCAAAGGGAAAACCCUGCGGCGACGCCGGGCGAUCAAGCAUCUGAAAACCACGGGGGGCCCCCCUCCUCGCCUCUACACCCUAUCCCCUUAUCCCCUGGACUCCAGCUCCCGUCUCGUCCGCUUGACCCUGAGGUCGUGAUGUCCACCGCCUCCGCGCAGCGCAGUGGUUUGUACUGCCCCUUGCUGAGCCAGAGCCGGAGCCGGACCGGGGCUUCUCCUUCUACAGCCCAAGCACAACCCCGGCCAACCCAUGUGUACGGCCGGGGGCCCGGUGGCGGUGGUGGCGGCCACUGGCCUCCCCGCCCUUCCACCACCGGGACGAGUUACGAGCUGCAUGCCACGCCAAGGGGUUAUGGCCACGGAGGCUGGGAGCACCAACAGCAGCUGUAUUAUCAGUCGCUGUCACCCGGGCCUGGGGCCGCUUACCCAGGGCUGAGCAUCAGGGGAGGGUACGGUGGUGGCGGUGGCUGUCGAGGGGGAUGGCAUGGCAGCGGCGGCCAUAGUGGCCUCCAGCCAAAUAAAUGGGUACGGACGGAGGCAGCGGCGCCAGCUGCACCGGCACCAGAAGGUCCAGUCGCAACGGCAGUGGCGCCAGUGCCAGUGACCCCGGGGGUGGCGGGGCGGGGCCGGCCAUUUGCUGGAAGGGGUGAUGGCGGCUGGGGUCGUGGCGGCAGUGGCGGCUGGGGCCGAGGCCGUGGAGGCAGCAACGACGACAACGCUACGCCAGCGGCAAUGCAGGCGUACUACAAACCGUCAUUCGGCGCUGACCCCUGGGCGGCUCUGACACCGCGGCCGAUGCAGCCAAGAAUGCCGGGCCAAGUGGCGGAAGCUGGGGGGAGCGAGCUUGGCCGAGAUGGCUAUGGAGAAGGCGGCGGCGGACGGAGCCGUGGCGGAGGGGAUGAUGGCGGGGCGGUUGUGGGUUCGGAGGGCAUGGAGGAUGAGGGGAGUACAGCAGUUUACAGCGGUUUUGAUGGAAGCGGCGGAGCGGAUGAACCGCCUGAGGACGAUGACAACGAUGAAGUCGGGAAUGGGGAUGGUGACAGGGAAGAGGGAGUUGAGAUAGGGCUUGAAGGGCAGGGUACGGGCGUGGAGGAGGAGGGGGACGGUGAUGCUGGGAGCCGGCUUAGCGAAAAGGGUGUGCAGGAUCGGCCGUGGCAUUGA